This is a messenger RNA of Pseudogymnoascus verrucosus, 651 nucleotides long. RefSeq lists its product as uncharacterized. The coding region runs from base 1 to 651 and encodes 216 amino acids. The record is from RefSeq and is a predicted model, not a curated record. The transcript is spliced from 2 exons. NCBI's taxonomy places the organism in Eukaryota, Fungi, Ascomycota, Leotiomycetes, Thelebolales, Thelebolaceae.
AUGGAUGGUCCUAGUCUCAAGAACUUGCGCAUGAUGCAAAAACUCUGUGGAGCUAACUCUCUAAAAAACGUUGUUCUGGCUACUACAAUGUGGGAGAAGGUGGAUAUGAGACAAGGAAUGGAACGCGAAUUGGAGCUACAGAAAAACUUUUGGAAAGAUAUGAUCAAUGAAGGCUCGACUGUUGCAAAGAUAAUGACUGAAACUGGUGGUGAGGCUCGCGAACUAGUCGUAUCACUGCUAAAUAACCAGCCGCUAUCAACCAAGUUGCAGGAAGAGCUUCAAAGCGGAACAGCACUUGUUCAAACGGAAGCCGGAACCGAGAUCAGGGCAGAAAUGAUAAAACUGAUCCUGAAGUUGAGGAAUGCUCACGAGGCUGAUAUUGCUGACCUGAAGCUUGCCCAACAAGCACACGACCUGAAGCUUGCGAGACAAAUCACAGCUGAAAUCCAGGAGAGUCAACGCAGGAUAAAUCGAUUGGAGGCCGAAAAGACAGAGUUGCAAAACCUAAACCUGAAACCGUGGCCAAGGGUAAAAAGAAAAGGUAUUUUCGGAAUUGGCGGUUAUCAUUGCCGAGUGUGCAAUCAAAAGACAAAUCAAGUUGGAAGAUGGACAUGUAAUGGUUGCAAGAAUCAGCAGAGGAAUAUGUGGUAG